Molecule: messenger RNA, 513 nt
Organism: Artibeus jamaicensis (Jamaican fruit-eating bat)
Lineage: Eukaryota; Metazoa; Chordata; Mammalia; Chiroptera; Phyllostomidae
Product: cytochrome c oxidase subunit 5B, mitochondrial
Exons: 4
Coding region: 41-430 (129 amino acids)
Biological process (GO): mitochondrial electron transport, cytochrome c to oxygen
Cellular component (GO): mitochondrial envelope
Source: RefSeq, a predicted model, not a curated record
UCAUAAGCUGCCCCGGAAGUGUAGUGUAGUAGCGGGCGCGAUGGCUUCAAGGUUACUUCGCGGAGCUGGAGCGCUGGUCGCCCAGGCCCUGAGGGCUCGCGGUCCCAAUGGGGUAGCUGCGGUGCGCUCAAUGGCGUCUGGAGGUGGUAUUCCUACAGAUGAUGAGCAGGCAACUGGCCUGGAGCGGGAGGUCAUGAUGGCUGCGCGGAAGGGACAGGACCCAUACAAUAUGCUAGCCCCAAAGGCAGCUUCAGGCACCAAGGAAGACCCUAAUUUAGUCCCCUCUAUCUCCAACAAGCGAAUAGUGGGCUGCAUCUGUGAAGAGGACAACAGUGCUGUCAUCUGGUUCUGGCUGCACAAAGGCGAGACCCAGCGAUGCCCUAGCUGUGGAACCCAUUAUAAGCUGGUGCCCCACCAGUUGGCCCACUGAGCCCCCGCAAUAAGUCACUCACAAUGUGCUGUAAAGUUUCUUGUCUUCGAUAAAGACUGGCCAUUGCUUUGGCUCCUCCCAGA